Messenger RNA from Aedes albopictus (Asian tiger mosquito), 7557 nucleotides. RefSeq names its product leucine-rich repeat serine/threonine-protein kinase 1 (gene Lrrk). Lineage: Eukaryota; Metazoa; Arthropoda; Insecta; Diptera; Culicidae. Gene Ontology annotation, molecular function: protein kinase activity; protein binding; ATP binding. The record is from RefSeq and is a predicted model, not a curated record. Gene Ontology annotation, biological process: protein phosphorylation.
AUACGCGGGAGCAGAUCCGUGCCCAGAAGCACAAGAAUCUACGCGAAGCGGUUACGUCCUCGGAUGAGACGCUGGUGCAACUACUACUGGACAACAUUGGUCCGGAGAGGGAGAUCAUCGUCAACAUGGCCCCGGGAGGGGCCAACACGCUGCUGUUUAUAGCUUCCCAGAACGGAUCGGAACGGAUCGUACAGCUGCUGUUGGAUGCAGGUGCCGAUGGGAGAGCGCACGCAGUGACACGCUACUCGCCACUCUACACGGCGGUUCACAAUGGGCACAAAAAGGUCGCUUCCUUGCUGUUGGAACGCUUCCCGGAGUUGGUCCAGCAGUUGACCGUGGAACGGUGGCUACCGUUCCAUGCGGCCUGCAUCAACGGGCACUGCUUGGUGGUCGAGUUGCUGAUCCGGAACCAAUAUCCGGAGGAAUUGAUGAGCUCGUACAGAAUCAAAUUGCCCCAUUCCAGAGAUCCUAGCGGAGAGCUCGAGUGGCGUCUGGCGUUCGAUCCGAACACCCAGGAUGUCACCGGUCAGACUGCCCUGUAUGUAAGUUGUCUUCUAGGGAACCGGCAGUUGGUGGAGCUGCUGCUGAAUUGGAAGGUCAAAUGCGUUAGGUAUUCACUGGAAGAUGACGGAGGAGGUGGAGGAGCUAGGGAAGCGGUUACUCCGUCUAGCAAUCCGCUGAGUCCUUCGAAUAGGAGAAUUUCAUUUGGUAUUCAGUCGAUCAUGUCUCGGUUGAGCCUCGGACGCGAUCAAGGUGAAGAUCGAGACGAAAACGUGGAGCUGCGAUGUCCGUUGGAUUUGAAUAUCUUGUGUGGAGCUGCUCGGGAGACUGCCUUGCUGGCGGCCGUCCGUGGAGGAUUCCUGGAUGUAGUUACGGUACUGUUGCAGAACGGAGCGGAUCCGAAUGUGGUGGCCAGAGCCGUUGAAGACCAGAACGAUCCCAAAUCGUCGGAUGAAAUCUACGGGUUUUCUAACGUUCCACUGGCGGAAGCCACUCGACAGAAAUCCUUAGCUAUGGUAGAUCUACUUCUCAAGUACGGUGCCAAAGAUGAUCAAUCGAUCGCACUCGGUAUCGCCAUUCAAAAUGCAGAUGAACAAAUCGUCUGUAGGCUGUUGUCAAUCAAGGCUCAUGCUGAUCCGGACUACAAGAUCAACAAGAAGGCCUUUGCGCAGGAGGCAGAAUACAGCGCUUUUCCACUAGUGGGAAGCUUUACCUACAGUUCCUUAUUUCCCAGUACUGCUACCAUGAUCAAUUGGCACAGCAACAACUGUCGCUUGGCGCUUAUUAAGAUGCCCUGGCUCAGUGAAGCCGUUCUCCAGUGUAAUCCAAAACUCAAAGGUCACCCUCGAUGCUAUCAGCUAUCUCUAGGAGCUCUCACUCGCAUAGACAUCUCUCAUAACUCGCUCGCCCAUCUUCCGCCGGAAAUCUUCUCCCUGGGAAGUCUCCGGUACCUCAACGCAGCCCAGAACAAAAUUGAACGAAUUCCUCUCCCGGAAGACAUCGAAGCCUGCGCAACGUAUCAACCCCAGAAGCGCCGCACCUCUAAAACCUCUCAACCCGAAUACAACUGCCCAGUCCUGGAAGAACUCUACCUCCAGGACAACCGUCUGGAGUACAUUCCAUCUCGACUCUUCCUCCUUCCCAGUCUGAGCAUUCUCGAUGUCUCCAACAACAAACUCCAAGAACUUCCGUUCGAGUUAUGGAAGUCCCCAAAGCUGAAAGAGUUCAACGUCGCUUUCAACUUCCUCAAAGAUCUCCCAUCGCUACCAAACAUAGCUGAUUUGGGCGCAGACGCUAUCGAACCGCCAUCCCCCGUCACGGAAGCCUGCAUCUUCCACGCGUAUUCCUACGAGGACAACAGCGACUCCCUAACACGAAACCGCCACGUUGCCAGUUUGGAACUCGUCAAACAUCAUAUCUGGUCCAAGUCCCUCGAAGUGACCGACCAAGAGCUGCGACUCCCGGACUCCAAGAACGACCACACCGUUUCGCAGCUCAGCAGCCUCAAUCUUGCCAACAACCUCUUCACCAGUAUCCCCCUCGCUCUGCCCUGUCUUGCCGUAAACCUCACCCGCCUCAACAUGUCCUACAACAGCCUCCGCUCGAUGGGUCACGUGACCAGCUACCCAGCGUCCCUCAAACAACUCGACCUGGGUCACAACGAGAUCAGCUGUUGGCCCAGCUUGCCACGAAUCGCCGCUUCCGAUCCGCAUCUGAUGUGCUACAACCCGCAGGAACCGAAGAAAAACUCCUCCAAAGGCUCGGCAGCCAGCGCCGGAAGCUCCAGCACGCCGUAUACCAACGAGGUUACGGUCGUGAAGUCGUCCACCAGUUCGAACAACAUAACCUCGCUCAGGACGGCUGUGCUCAAAAGUGUCUGCGUCCAUCGGCGGCAUCUACGGUUGGAGUCCUUGCGGACGUUGGUUUUGGCGGAUAAUUCGCUGACGCGGAUUCAGCUUUCUACGGAUGACGUUACGACCUUGGGCGAAUCGGAGGAUGCGGAAUGGAGUUUGAUUGGGGUGGCCAAGUCGCGGUUGAUCUUCCCCAACUUGUCAAUGCUGGAUAUCAGCAACAACUCGUUGAAGGAAAUUCCGCCGUCGAUUCACGAGUUGACCAACCUCAGUGUGCUGAAUAUCAGCGGGAAUAUGGAUAUAACGGAACUUCCGCCACACAUGGGGUUGUUGUCGCGGCUGUGGAACCUGAACACGAGGGGUUGUUCGUUGCAGGAUCCGCUGCGGUCGAUGAUCGAGAGUAAGAAGUACAAGACGAUGGAUAUCAUCGGGUACCUGAAGUCGGUCUACGAGGAUGCUCGGCCGUACGCUAGGAUGAAAUUGAUGGUUGUGGGGGUUCAGGGCAUUGGGAAGACAAGCCUGCUGGAUCAGUUGAGGACUGAGGGUCCGACGAGGAACAAGAAGCAGGUCGAUCACUGGGCUAAACGAAUGGGACAUAAGAACAUCAAUACGAAAACCAGUCGGGGGAUUAACAUGUCCACUGUGGGAGUGGACAUCGGGGAUUGGGUAUGCGAGAAGAAGAUCCGAGGGCAUUCGACGCAUGGACCGGUGGUGUUCAGAACUUGGGACUUUGGAGGACAGAAGGAGUACUACGCUACGCAUCAGUAUUUCCUGUCGAAACGGAGUCUGUAUUUGGUGUUGUGGAGGAUCAUUGAUGGACGGAAAGGAUUGGCCGAGGUUUUGCAGUGGUUGGGUAAUAUCCAGGCAAGGGCGCCGAACUCUCCGGUUAUCAUUGUGGGAACACAUUACGACGCAGUUGGGGAAACAUUGCCAGCGAAGAAGGCAGAAGAGUUGCAGCAGAUCAUCCGGGAUCGGUUCAUAGCGGUGUCCGACGCCGAGAAAAUAGGAUUGCCGAGGGUUUUGGAUUCCAUCGAGGUCAGUUGUAGAACCGGUCACAACAUCAAGCUGUUGGCGAAUCUGAUCUACGACACGGCGUUCUCUUUGCGACCUCCGGGUUGCAAAGAGCCUCUACUGUAUCAACGAGUUCCGGCGAGCUACUUGGCGCUGGAGGACGUCGUGGGUGCCAUAUCUACUUCGUUGAGACAGUUCGGAGCAGAUCCAGUGCUGGAUGCCGAACGGUAUCGACUGAUGGUCACUCAGGAGAUGCAACUCAGAGGGUUCAAGGGAUUCCGCGAUUGGUCGGAGUUGAAUCAGGCUACCAUGUUCCUGCACGACAAUGGCGUUUUGUUGCACUAUGACGACGCGACGUUACGUGACCUGUACUUUUUGGAUCCGCAGUGGCUAUGCGAUAUGUUGGCUCACGUCGUUACAGUUCGGGAGAUCAAUCCGUUCGCCAGGACCGGGGUCAUGAAGAUGGACGAUCUACAGCAUGUGUUCAAGAGUUCCAGCCUGGGAAGCAACGAUAAUCGAGGGUACAUUGUCAGCUUGUUGAACAAAUUUGAAGUCGCAUUAUCGUGGGAUGCAAGAACUCUACUUAUUCCAUCGCUUCUUCCCCUGGAGGAAGAUAGCACCGCAGACAGGGUUGUCACUGUAAAGAUCGCAACACGCUCCAAAGGUUGGGUUAUGCGAACCCAUCGGAACCCCCUGAAUACCAAUCUCCCCACGUACGAACCGGUCACAUCGGAACCCCAAACGCCCACCCUGAACAACGCCUGCGAUAUCCAAACCUUACCGCGUCACGAACAAACUAUCUCCCGUCUCUUGCUGAUGUCCUACUUCCCAUCCGGCUUCUGGUCCCGCCUCAUAACCCGAGUCCUAGCCGACGAUCAGGUCGUCGAAGCCAUUCGGUCGCUUUACCCCCUGCCCAAGGACGUCGCAGCCGAUCCGGACAUCAACCAAGUGCUGAACAUGUCCUCGCACUGGGCCGUUUGGCAAACCGGACUGGCCUUGUACUACGGCUCUACGCUGGUGUUCAAAAUGCGGGAGAUCUCCGUGACCUGUCCGACCUCGCCCUAUCGCAAUCCGAUGAACCGCUUCAAGCUGAAGCAGGAUGGCAUUUGGUGCGACAUUGAUCUCACUUCGACCUCGAUCCUGGAGAUAUACUUCCCGUUUAACGCCCUGAAGAUUAGGAAGCUGGACGAAGUCGGAGCGGAGCUGGCUGCGGUGGAAAUCGAGGUCAACGUUCGGUGUCUGACGCAGCUGUUGGCGCUGAGCGUAGAUCACAUUGAUCUGCUGUUGGAGGAUUGGUACCCGACGUUGGGUACAAGAUUUGUGCAUACCUCGGAGGGACGGUUUUUGGUUACUCGACUGGUUCCAUGCCCUAAGUGCUUGCGGGAUUGCGAAGACCGACAUGUUCCGAAUUUCCCCUCGCAGGUCAAGUCCAGUUCCGGGGCGAUGGGCAGUCAACGGCCCAUGAUGCACAAACGGUUGAGUUUGGAUCGGAGGCAGGAGUUUGGAGAGCCCAGCGGGUUGAACGAGUUGCCCGGGAUAUUGAACGACUUGGUUCCUACGCGGAAGUCUCAGGACUCGGUUGGGUGGUCCGAUUGCGACUCGGGGGUAGGGCAGGAAUCGGCAGAUAGCUCGAGGGCUACCUCCAUCGAGGGACAUCCGCUUGUGAAUGCUGGCGAUAUGCCAGGACCUCCGAGCUACUCGUGGAUGGUAGAGGAGUGCAUUCUGGCGGCGUACGAUAAGAAGUCGGUGGCGUGUCCGAUACAUGGGGAGAUUGAGCUCAGCCGGAUUACUCCGGAUGUGAACUUCCUGGACCUUUCGGAGAACUACCUGAUCAAGUCCGGUGACAUCACCCGAGGGCCGCUCCUGGGACGGGGUGCGUUCGGGUUUGUGUUCAAAGCGACCUGUAAGACCCGCGGUUCCAGGACGACCAUUCCGGUAGCGAUGAAGAUGCUGCAACCGGUCGCACCGGGUCCUCGGGCUCGCCAAAGUGCCAUCAUUGCGUACAAAGCUGCCCUCGGGAAGUGGGAGCGGGAUCCUCUGCAGCAUUCGUGCAAGGCUUACUGCACGGCCAGGCAGGAGCUGGCGGUUCUGCUGACGCUGCGACACCCGAACAUCGUGCCGUUGAUUGGGGUUUGUACGCAGCCGUUGGCGUUGGUGUUGGACCUGGCCCCGAAGGGUGCGCUGGAUGCCGUGUUGCGGCACUUCCGACGGAGUGGCGCUCGCAUCGGUCCUUACUGCUUCCAGUCCUUGGUGCUGCAGGCAGCCAAGGCCAUGGAAUAUCUGCACCGAAGGAGGGUAAUCUACCGGGAUCUCAAGGCGGAGAACAUCCUAGUUUGGGAGUUUCCCGAACCGCAUGCCGAUGACCACCCGUCGAACGCGGUGCACAUCAAGGUGGCCGAUUACGGCAUCAGCCGGAUCACGCUUCCAUCCGGUUCCAAGGGCUUCGGGGGUACCGAAGGCUUUAUGGCGCCGGAAAUCAUGCGCCACAACGGCGAGGAAGAAUACACCGAGAAGGUCGACUGUUUCUCGUUCGGGAUGUUCCUGUACGAGCUGAUCGCGCUGCGGCAACCGUUCGAGGGUCACGAAGCCGUCAAGGAGUGCAUCCUGGAGGGUGGCCGACCGGUGCUGACCCAGCGGGAGACACACUUCCCGUCGUACUGUUUGGAUUUGAUGGUGCUGUGCUGGGACCAGCAGCCGAAGGUGCGACCGUCGGCCAGUCAGAUUGUGUCCAUCGCCAGUGCGCCGGAGUUUACCCAUCUGGUGGAUAUAAUCUCGUUGAGUCAUCCGGGGAACACGAUGGAUGGGAUAGCUUGUCCGAUUGCCAACGUGGACGAUGAGACGACGAUUUCCGGCCACGAGCUGUGGUUGCCCUGCUCCAAUUCGAGGAUUGACAUACUGCAUGGGUCGUUGAAGGGUUGGCAGCAGUACCAUCGGAUAUUGUGUCCCCAGAUCGGAACUCCGGUGAAAUCGGCGAACGGGAGCGGAUAUCAUUCACAACCGACGACGCCUCACCAGGUGAAGCAGAUCAAGCUGACGACGGCGUGCAUUGUGGAGAAGGCCGUGUGGAUCGGGGACGCGGAAGGGAAUAUCUACGCGUUCAACGCUUCCGACUGUGGACACCUGUUCUCGUACGCCCUGGAACCUGCGCAACCGUGUCCGGUAGUGGCGUUAGUCUACCUGAAGAAGUUCAGUCGAGUUGCCGCGGGUUUGGAAAAUGGUCGGAUGUUCCUACUGGACUCGACCCUAACACCGAGUACUUCCGUUUCGGCUGAGGGUAGUUUCGUGCUGUCGGAGCUCGGUUCCGGGGAGCGUCUGUACAGUGCUUGCCCGCUGUGGAAGAACGAAAGCGAGUGCGAACUGUGGUGUGGCGAAACCGAUGGGGCAAUGAAUGUGUUCUCGCUGAAGAAUACCCACGUUUCCGGUCAGCACCAUCUGACCCACUUCCAGACGCCGCUUCCAACCAGGGGUUUAACCGUGGCCCUGCUAUGCGCCUCGGACGAUUGGGUCUACUCCUAUGUCGCUCCAGGUUGCAUUCUGUACCAGUGGCGAUCGACCGGGAAGCAGAUCGAGAACCGCUUGGACUGCUCGAAACUGGUACCCUGCUCGGAGAGCCUCAAGAGCAUCGCCAUCGACGAACAUCUCAGCCCCGGAAAAUGCCAAAUAUCCGCGAUGGCCGCCCUAAACGGAGAACUAUACGUCGGAACCACGUGGGGUUGUAUCAUCAUCAUAGAGAAGCAAACCCUGCGACCAAUUACGAUAUUCCGUCCGUUCGAGGAGGACGUCCGGAGCAUCGUUCCGCUGUACGGCGGUCCGACUCCGAUGUUGGUCACUCUGGGGCGCGGCUAUCGGUCUCUGAUCGAUCGCUACACGGACGUGACCACCGGGCAUGUGACGACGCCGUCGGCCGGUGCUCCGGAUAAGCGCUUGAAGGAAUCGCUGCUGAAGGAUCGGUCCAACAACAUGCAUGCCUUGAUCUGGACGGCCGAGCACUGGACACCGAUCUAGGAAUUUUAACGUGUUUUUCAGGUAGGUGUUUCAAAUUUUUCUGUGAUUUAUGCGAAUUAAUGAGAAUAGCUUUUAAGCCUUCAAAUGUUCCCGACGUUCGAAUAAUUGUAAUUUAAAAUUCCUUUACAAAGACGUGUUUUCGAUUGUGAGAGAUAAAUUAAAAACCAAAAAGAUUUAAUCCAUACAAAAA